Molecule: messenger RNA, 1832 nt
Organism: Aphanomyces astaci
Lineage: Eukaryota; Oomycota; Saprolegniomycetes; Saprolegniales; Verrucalvaceae
Exons: 9
Coding region: 487-1731 (414 amino acids)
Biological process (GO): regulation of DNA-templated transcription elongation; mRNA export from nucleus
Cellular component (GO): THO complex part of transcription export complex
Source: RefSeq, a predicted model, not a curated record
UUCGCAAGUGAGGUGAUCCCGACGCGACCAUGCCAAGCCUGCUCCAGCUCGCCACGCACGCAGAGAAUGAGUUCCGCAGCUUGAUUCGGUCCAAGGACCCGUUAGCACGGUUGAAAGUUCUGCAUGCCGACCUUCAAGCCAAGUGCGACAAGGAACAACUGCUCACGUUGAUGGAAGUGGCGACGCAAAAGCUGGUCGAGAAGCUGUCGUGGGAACUCCACCACAACAAAGGCAUGACGCCAGCCAGCGUCGGCAUUCCCGAACUUCUGGACGUGUGCAUUGCUGGCGCCACGGACAACCUCCUGACGAACCAUGCGCCGUACAAGAUCCUCGAAGACCUCAUGGACGGCCAAACGAUUGUCACGUGCGAAAAGCUGUGGGAACUGCUCGAAACCCGCAAGGGCCGCCUGACCACGGUACGCAAGACGACGACGUCCAUCCCUUUCAUGUCACUAGGCCAACUUCAUCCCGCCAUACGACGGCAAGAUGCCAAAGACAACCAAGGCGUCAUUGUGCCUCUUACGUCUGUCCAACACCCUUCUCCGCCGUCUCUCCAAGACGCACAACACGGUGUUCUGCGGCCGCAUUCUUGCGUUCUUGUCGUUUGCAUUUGCGCUGUCCGAGCGCUCCGCCGUCAACCUCACCGGCCGCGCCAACGUGAACAACGUGACUGUUUUCGAUGACGAAGCGACAUUUGUGGACAACACGCGAACGGACGACGGCGGCAUCAGCAACCCCCACGACACGGCGACCGAGUACCGAGUGUACCAGUCGUUUUGGGCCAUUCAACGGUACUUUCGGCAGCCGAGUGUGGCCAUCGACAGCGCCACCGACUGGAGUUCCUUUACAACCGAGCUCACGGCAGUGUUGGACGCGUUCGACAGCCAUUCGUUCAACCCCAAAGACCUGGACCACGAUGUGGUCAUGUUCGACGAUGACAACUCGCCCGACUUGGCAUUUUUCCAGACAAAGUACUUGACCAACAGUCGACUGUUCCGCUUGCAAUUGCGGGAUCCUGUCUUGCGAGAAUGCAUGUUGACCCAGUUUUGGAUUUUGCUUCGGUACUUUGAGACGGCCAAGCUACCCCCAUCGGCGACAGAGACUCAAGUGUCGGAUCUGUCGGCGCGGGUGUUGAGUUUGCUCAAGAAGACGCCGUCCGAGAGCAAGGGCUUGACGGAUAUGCUCAUGCAAGUGCUCGACCGGGAAACCAAUUGGACGCUGUGGAAACAGGACAAGUGCAAACCGUACGAACGGUUCCCGACUGCCCCCGACAGCAGCCCCCCUCUCCAACACGAUAACGACGCCACUCGAGCCAACGAGCCGCCUCUGAAGAAGCCUCGAGUGGCCGACCCACUGUUGGACGCACUGGUUCAAGAAGACACGCAGAGUCUCUUGUCCAAGAUCCAAGGCCCUACUCGAAAGACGGCGGUGCCCGUGGAAGAGUUUGUGCAGCGGUUCGAAGAAGCCCGGGACCCUGAGAAUGGCAUCGAGCGCGAGUACUGGCCAGACACGGACAAGAUGGUGUGCUGGCGUACGAUGCGCGGAUGCAUGCGCACGAAGAUCACGUUUAUGGACAAGAUGAUUCAAGGCACGGGGGCGAUGGUGGAAGCCAUCUUGCACGUGCAGCAUGGCGACGUUGUGGCGCCGUCGACGUCCCCUGCAUCCGACGACGUCCCCCCCGCGGGGGAUAAUCCCCCCGCAGAAACGUCCAAAGUGGGGCUCCAGUCGUGAAGCCGUAGAAGCAAGAAUGACUUCUUGAUCAUCGUGGGAGAGGGAAUUUGCUAAGCUAACAGACACUACAUAACAAGUGUGACCCAUUUCGUUUCCAUAUA